AUGUCUCUUCGCAUCUCCCAAUCCCUCCGCCGCGCAGCCCUGCGCCCCAGCCCAUCAACCAUCCUCAGAACCCCAAUCAUUCCCCGCCGCUUCCAAAGCGCCCUGCAGAAAAAAGACGGGCCGGUCCUCUACUCCGCCCAUGCCAAAGUCGUCGGCGCCCGCAAGGGCCACGUCGAAGCAGAGUCUCUCAACGUCGACCUCACCAUGUCCAAGGCCCUCGGCGGCCCCGGCGACGCAGGCAAGACCAAUCCUGAGGAGAUGUUCGCCGCUGGCUACGGCGCUUGCUUCCAGUCUGCUAUGAACGCCGUAGCCGCCAAGGACGGCAUCACCAUGCCCACUGCGCCCGAGGACAGUAUUGUUGAGACGACGGUGCAUCUUAUCGGAGAUAUGCAGAAUCUUGAUUUGGGGCUUCGUGUGGAUAUGAAGAUUAUGGUCAGGGGGUUAGAGAAGGAGCAGAUAGAGGGUAUUGUUGAGAAGACUAAGAAUGUUUGUCCCUAUAGCAGGGCUAUCAAAGGCAAUGUCUGGACACAGUACACGGUUGUUAAGCUGGAUUAA
This is a messenger RNA of Fusarium subglutinans, 555 nucleotides long. RefSeq names its product organic hydroperoxide resistance. NCBI's taxonomy places the organism in Eukaryota, Fungi, Ascomycota, Sordariomycetes, Hypocreales, Nectriaceae. The transcript has a single exon. The record is from RefSeq and is a predicted model, not a curated record. The coding region runs from base 1 to 555 and encodes 184 amino acids. Gene Ontology annotation, biological process: response to oxidative stress.